UGGCCAAAUGAGCCGCUCCUGCAGGAGGUACGCGUACGCGCACGCGCACGGGCGCGCGGUUGGACUUGACGCUGCUCGCACACGACGGUGCUCUUUUGCGUGGCUCCGUGACAGAUCCACCGAGGAGGCCACUCUCGCUUCGGCCUCCACCUCCGAACUGGCCAUUUAUUUAUUCAUUUAUUUAUUUUUUGGCGUCUCAUUUCAUUGGAGGCGUGUGUCCCCCCCCCCCCCAAUUGCCAUUCUGCUGGGGGACCUCAACGUGGGACCGGCUUUCUGAAUGGGAUGCUAAGGUUCCCGUGCUGACUGUUGAGGAUUGUUCAUCCAGGAUUUUCGACCGUCCCCCGAGCUAAAAAGGAAAAACAAAAUCCGCCGUCAUGCCCAUCCUAAAGCAGCUGGUGUCCGGCUCCUCCCAGAAGAACCGGCGCUCCCGCACCGACCUGACCCGGGAGAUGAUCAGCGCGCCGCUGGGCGACUUCCGCCACACCAUGCACGUGGGCCGCAGCGGCGACGCUUUCGGCGACACCUCCUUCCUCAGCACACGCUCGGGCGAACCCCCCGCCCAGACCGCCUCCUUCCCCAGCUCCCCUCGGCCGGGCCUCCUGUCGCGCACCUUCCGCAGCAGCAAGCGCUCGCAGUCCACCACCCGAGUGGACCAGCAGCGAGAGCACCCUCUGGGGGUCUCCGGAGGGUCUCCGACUUACGUGAAAAACGCCAUGUCUUUGCCCUUCCUCAACGACGAGGACAGAGCCGACGGCGUGGCGGCCAAGAGUCUGUCCCCGAGUCCUUUAAAGCAGCUCAGCGAAGGCGAUGGCGGGGACGCCGCGGCCACCGGAACGCACUUCCUGGAGCUGGAAGAGCGCCGCUUCGGGGAACCCGGCGAGCUCCCCGAGAAGUGGAGCCCCCCCGGAAGCGGAAUGAAGCACGCCGAGUCGGUCAUGUCCUUCCACCUGGACCUGGGCCCGUCCAUGCUGGGGGACAUCCUGGGCGUGAUGGAAAAGGAGGACGACGACCUCGGCUACGAGGAAGGCAAGAGCAGCGAGGGCCGCGCCUCCCCGCCACUCGGCGCCCACGAAGGAGAAGAAGAAGAAGAAGACGACGCCGGGAGGACGGCGGCGGUGGCGAAAGUGCCUCAGAGCAGCGAAACCGAGGCGCCCUACACCCCCCAGUACACCCCGGAGGUCCUCCCCAAACACUUGCAGCACCUGGACAGCUGCUCCGUGUCCAGCUCGGGCUCGGCGGCCCUGGACGAGAAGGCCCGCGCGUACGCGGCCGACACGGACAGCGCCACCUUCAGCGCUCCGCCGGAAGAGGAGAGCCACUUCUCGUCUUUCUUAGACGACGACGACGAUGAUGAGAUCCGCGUAUGAGAAACUCUGGAAUGCUGUUUACGUAAGCAAGUAGCACCCCCUGAGAGUGGAGUUGGAUUGUGGGAAUCGCGAGGAAUUCAUUUCUUCUCGCUCAUUGAAUAUGGAACAUUCCAGAAGAGGGCCACCGAGGACCGCUUGGAACGGAAAAGUUUUUUUUCUUCCCAGCAUCUCAUUCCCCCCGCCCCACCCCCUCCUCUCAUCACCACAGGACCGGCACUCGGGUAUCUCCUCCUCCAUCAGAAUAUAAAUGACGAGUGCCGCUGAGCUGCCGGGCUCCCGUGUCGCCGCUUCCUGUGGAAUUCUUCUGUUUUUUUCCUGCCCGCCAGCUGCACAUUUCUGACAGUAAACGAGAGCCUAAUGGUGGACGUUGAGCGUUAAGUGUAUAGCGAGCGCAAGUGCGGAAGGUUUGUCUUAAGGCCACAGUAUCGUAUUUCCUCAAAUCGGUGCCGUGUGCGUGACACCCAAUCAGGAUCUGACAGACGGUGCUGUAGUUUUGGUUAGCCACGGCGUUUAAAUCCGUCCGUGCAUGAAUAAUAGCUUCCAUGAGCUGACAGUUUUGUUUUUUUGUGAUGGAAAUUGGGAGCGGGCAGCACGGUGUUGGCGUGGUUCGUAUAUCUGCCUGCCUGGUUCUGGGUUUGAAUCUGGUUCAUGUUUUUCCAAGGCUUCUUGUGCAUUUCCUCUAAGUAAUAAGUACAAUUAAAAAAAAUGUAAAAAAAAAAACACUGACGAAUAUUUUUUAAUAGUAAACAAAUCAUCUUAACUUCUUCCCACAUUGUAAAAACAUGCAUAUUAGCUUGAUUGAAGACCAAGUUGUCCAUAGGUGUGAAUGGUUGUUUGCAUGUGAUUGGCUGGUGACCAGUCCAGAGCGUACGCCGCCAUUGCUCCAGUCUGCUGGGAUGUUCUCCAGCCUACCGGCGAAAUGGCAAAACGGACGCAUCUGUUUUUCGUGAGCGGAUGGUAGUAUCGGACUUGGGGUGCAUGCUCGAACUGUACUAUGUUCAAACAUAGACAUUAGUUAACUGCUGAGACUAGUUGAACCCUGUUGCUAACCAAAACAGCAGCACCUCACAAGGCACGUCCCGAACGAAUCUUGUAAUCGAGUGCCCUGCACACUAUUAAUGAUGACGAUGAUGAAGAGGUGUCCCCGCUCGUUUUGCUGAAUUUCUCCACACUUGUCAUUUGGACUUGGCUUUAAACCCCACGUUCACUAAAAUUGGAAUCAAGCGGUAACAUUUCCCCCCCAAGCGACUAUUUGGGGAGAUGCGCUGCGUUGUCACUUCCUGUCUUAUUAAUUAGCUUUAUUCAGUGUCACUAACAGACCCAAUUAAAUCCAAAUCUGUCAUUAUUUGUUCUUAUCUGUGUUUGUUUUGUGAGUUUGCAAAAAGCAGAAGCAGCAGCAGAAAAGAUUUGGUUGCAGCUUGUGGAGUCAUCGCUGCUUGACUGUUGCUUCAUCUUUCCCCCCCCCCCCAAAAAAAAAGGAUUCGUUGUGCUGCGGUUAGCUGGUGGACCUGCCAAAAUGUCAUUAUUAUUAUUCCAGCAAAUUUUGUUUUGUCGGGAAUGAUCGGGAGACUGUCACUUUCCAAACAUGUUUUAGCUUAAAACUAAAUAACACCAACACUAUCGUAUAUAAUUCAGGUUGUUCUACGGUUUUGUGUGUGAAUGAGGGACGUUUGUCUUUUGCCUUACUGUUGUUGUUUCGACUGUAUAUUUACAGCUUUUGUUCCCUGUAUUAGCCAAAAUAACGUAUAUUUUUCAAUAAAAGAAUUUGUGAUCAUU
Molecule: messenger RNA, 3143 nt
Organism: Phyllopteryx taeniolatus (common seadragon)
Lineage: Eukaryota; Metazoa; Chordata; Actinopteri; Syngnathiformes; Syngnathidae
Product: cdc42 effector protein 4-like
Exons: 2
Coding region: 375-1367 (330 amino acids)
Source: RefSeq, a predicted model, not a curated record